This is a messenger RNA of Closterium sp. Naga37s-1, 2874 nucleotides long. The record is from the annotation of a GenBank genome assembly. Lineage: Eukaryota; Viridiplantae; Streptophyta; Zygnematophyceae; Desmidiales; Closteriaceae.
AUGAAUGAGGUGGUUGGCCGUGGUGAUGUGAUCCGCCGCAGACAUGAAGCUCUUUCCCUUGGCCUUCCCACAACCCACUUGCGUGCAGAUCCACUCCUCUCGGUUUCCACCCGUGGAGAUAAGCACGAUCGCCGGAUCCAGCAGAAUAGGAGUGAUCAGCGGCGAAGCCGGGAGAGAGGCAGCUGCAUGAUACCACUUGACAGUCAGCAGAGGAGGAGGACUGACGUCAGCAGGCGGACUGCCUCUGGAGGGGCGAGUGGACCUCUGGAGGGGCGAGUGGGCGAGGAGGCAGUGGCGCGGCUGAGAGCGCUGCUAGCGGGGCUGGGGGGGCAAGGAGCAGGUUGGGUGGUGGUGGGGAGGGGAAUGGGGUGGGGGGGGGACCAAGCGAGUGGGGAGGGUUGUGGCGCUGCGCUGCUGAGAGCGGUGCGGCUGGCGGGUCUGGUGGGGCAAGGAGCAGCUGUCAGCUCUGCCAUUCUCACCUCCAUGCCCUCCCCCUUCCCCCAUGCCCUCCCCCUUCCCCCAUGCCCUCCCCCUUCCCCCAUGCCCUCCCCCUUCCCCCAUGCCCUCCCCCUUCCCGCAUGCCCUCCCCCUUCCCCCAUGCCCUCCGCCUGCCCCCAUGCCCUCCCCCUUCCCCCAUGCCCUCGCCUGUCCCCAUGCCCUCCCCCUUUCCCAAUGCCCUCCCCCUUUCCCCAUGCCCUCCCCCUUUCCCCAUGCCCUCCCCCUUUCCCCAUGCCCUUCCCCUGCCCCCUCCGUCUGCUCCCAUGCCCUCGCCUGCCCCCAUGCCCUCCAUCCCACGCACCCCUCAUCCAUUCCACACCCCCCACCCCCACACACCCCUCACACCCCACACAUCCAUGCACACCAGGCAAAGAGGCAAAGGCAGGGCGCGAGCAGCACCAGAGCGCUUUUGAGUCGACUCAAAAGCCUUCUCCCAUGCCAUCCACCCCACACCCCCACACCAGACGCCCCACACAUCCAUGCACACCAGGCAAAGAGGCAAAGGCAGGGCGCGAGCAGCACCAGAGCGACCCUGCCCUGCCCUGCCCUGCCCUGCCCUGUCCUGCCCUGCCCUGCCCUGCCCUGCCCUGCCCUGCCCUGCCCUGCCCUGCCCUGUCCUGCCCUGCCCUGCCCUGCCCUGCCCUGCCCUGCCCUGCCCUGCCCUGCCCUGCCCUGUCCUGCCCUGCCCUGCCCUGCCCUGUCCUGCCCUGCCCUGCCCUGCCCUGUCCUGCCCUGCCCUGCCCUGUCCUGCCCUGUCCUGCCCUGCCCUGCCCUGCCCUGCCCUGUCCUGCCCUGUCCUGUCCUGCCCUGUCCUGCCCUGUCCUGCCCUGUCCUGCCCUGUCCUGUCCUGCCCUGUCCUGCCCUGUCCUGCCCUGCCAUGUCCUGCCCUGUCCUGCCCUGUCCUGCCCUGUCCUGCCCUGUCCUGCCCUGUCCUGCCCUGUCCUGCCCUGUCCUGCCCUGUCCUGCCCUGCCCUGCCCUGCCCUGCCCUGCCCUGUCCUGUCCUGCCCUGUCCUGCCCUGUCCUGCCCUGCCCUGCCCUGCCCUGCCCUGUCCUGCCCUGUCCUGUCCUGCCCUGUCCUGCCCUGGAAGGCGCCAGCAUCAGUGCGCAAGGAGCAGCAGGAGGGCGACCCUGUGCUCUCUGGGCUGGACCCUGCUCUCCUCUCAGCGCUAACGGCCCGCAUGCAAUUCCGACUGGCUCUCUAUGAUGCGCUUUCAGCUCUACAAACGGCCCGCCUGCCCGCCCACCUGCCUGCCUGUGCGCUCAAGAUUCAGCUCGCCCAGACCGCGCUGCACAAACUCAAGACCUCCCUUCCCCCGCCCGCCCCCCCUGCUGGGGGUGAGGGGGAAGAUGCAGGAGAGGGGAAAGACGGGGGGAAGAAAGGAGAGGGGGAGCUGGCGGAGGGGGGGAGUGGGGAGAAGCAGACGGCGUCAGGGAGGGCAGCGCCUGGCAUGUGUCCCGCUAUCAACACCCAUCUGCUGCCGCCCACGCCGCCCCGUCCCACGCACCUGCUGACAUGGCAUGAGGUGAGCGCUGCUGCUGACGUGGCAGUAACGGUAGUGGUUACUGGACCACGUGGUUCAUCCGCUGACCCACCUGCUUCUCCUCCACCUCAAUUCUGCUCACUCACCCCGUUUGCCCCCCUCCUCUCCUGCCCAUUCCUCCUCCCCAUUUCUCCUCUCCUGCCUCCCCUCCCCUCCCCUCCCCUCCCCUCCCCUCCCCUCCCCUUCCCCUCUCCCCCUUUUCUUUCCCCCAGGCAUUGGAGCAUUUCUCUCGUCUAUGAACCCACCUCGCCUUCAUCUGCCAUCUGCCAUCCGCCUCACCGCCCCUACCCAUCUUGUUCUGCCAUCCCCUCUGCCUCGUCUUUCCCCCAGGCGUUGGAGCAUUUCUCUCGUCUAUUGACCCACCUCGCCUUCAUCUGCCAUCUGCCAUCCGCCUCACCGCCUGAUCUGCUGGAGCUCUCUCGCUUCCUCGCCCACUUCCGCGCCCUCAACCCCGGCCCCGUCGCCCGCGCUGCACUGCAGCUGCUGCUACUCCGAGAAGGUCUCAUUCUCGGCCACGACCCCACAGACGUCAUCCUGCAUUCGCUGCACCUGCCGCCUGCCCUGCUGCCCCCGCCUGGAGCUGCUGCAGGUGGUGCUGGCGGUGGUGGGGGUGCUGGUGGUGGGGAUGGAGGCAGCAGUGCGGCUUUAGGGAAAUUUGUCAAGAAGGCGUCGCAUGCGGUACAGGCGGUGCUGAGGGCGCAGUGCAGCAACGGAGCAAGGGAGAGGCGAAUGCUGGCCAAGCUGCUGCCCGACUGGAGCCACCUCCUCUCGCUCGCUGGUGACGUGGACGCAUGUGAUGCCGUGGAGCGCUACACCACCGCCAAUUUAGCUCAG